Messenger RNA from Brassica napus (rape), 798 nucleotides. RefSeq names its product glutathione S-transferase T3-like. Bases 1 to 798 code for a protein of 265 amino acids. The record is from RefSeq and is a predicted model, not a curated record. Lineage: Eukaryota; Viridiplantae; Streptophyta; Magnoliopsida; Brassicales; Brassicaceae. The transcript has a single exon.
AUGGAUUCCAAUCCAUUUACGCAUACAGGAAACUUUGUUGAUCUACUUCAUAGUCAACAAAGUAUUUCUUUUGCUAACUAUGAAGAUAUCUCGACUCUCUCUUCAUCUCAACUUCCUUCUCUUGGCACGGAUGAUGUUGGUGAGCGUCGGGAACGAAGGACGUGGACUCCUACUGAUGAUAUUCUGCUGAUCAGCUCGUGGCUCAACACGAGCAAAGAUCCAGUUGUUUCCAACGAGCAAAAAUCAGGCACCUUCUGGAAGAGAGUUGCAGCCUAUUUUUCUGCAAGUUUGAAGGUAGCUGGCUGCGAGGAGAGAUCGGCUAAUAACUGUAAGCAGCGUUGGCACAAGAUCAACGACUUGGUCUGCAAAUUCUGUGACGCGUACGAAGCUGCAACUAGGAAGAAAAGUAGUGGUUGCAAUGAGAAUGAUGUCCUCAGAAGAGCUCAUGAGAUUUUCCACAACAACCAUAAAAAGAAAUUCACUUUGGAGCAUGCUUGGAAGGAAUUGCGAAAAGACCAGAAGUGGUAUGAAGUUUCAAGUGCUAAAAACGAUGGAAGCUCUAAGAAAAGGAAGUGUGAAGACGGUGCAGACUCAUCGGCCUGUCAACCAUCUGAAACCAAGCAUCCCGCGGGUGUUAAAGCAUCAAAGGCCCGUGGGAAGAAGACUAUGAGUGAGGAGAAUUCAGUGAAUGGGUUUCAAAGUAUGUGGGACAUUAAACAGAAGGAUUUGGAAGUGAAGGACAGGUUGUCGAAUAUGAGUAUACUUGAGUCUCUUAUUGCAAAGAAAGAACCUCUAUAG